AGAACGAGGCUGGUCCAACAUGGCGGCUGCCAUCAUGAAGCUCUUCAACAGAAGCACUUUAAAGUCAUUUAUGGGACAACAGUUUCUAGCAUUCAACGCCGCUGCAAAAGCCAGUACGGCUGGUGUAAGUGCUUGUCAAUUUCUUCCCGAAAAAGUGAAAAUCGUGGAAGUGGGUCCAAGAGAUGGGCUACAAAAUGAAAAGACCAUUGUGCCCACAGAAACUAAGAUUCACUUGAUUGACAUGUUGUCAGAAGCGGGGCUUUCUGUGAUUGAAGCCACCAGUUUUGUAUCUCCAAAAUGGGUACCACAGAUGGCUGAUCAAAUAGAAGUAAUGAAAGGAAUCUGUCGAAAACCAGGAGUGACAUACCCAGUUCUUACACCAAACCUCAAAGGGUUCCAGGCCGCUAUAAUGGCUGGUGCUUCAGAGGUAGCCAUAUUUGGUGCUGCUUCAGAGCUAUUCAGUAAGAAGAACAUCAAUUGUUCUGUGGAUGAGAGUUUACAGCGAUUUGAUGAGGUUAUGAAAGCAGCAAAAGAGGCCAGUAUACCAGUGAGAGGUUAUGUAUCAUGUGUCCUUGGAUGUCCUUACGAAGGCAAAGUGGCGCCUGAAAAAGUUGCUUAUGUAGCAAAGCGUCUGUAUGAUAUGGGGUGCUAUGAGAUUUCAUUAGGUGACACAAUCGGAGUGGGGACUCCAGGUUCUAUGAGACAGAUGUUGGAAGCAGUGACUAAAGAAGUGCCAGUCAAUGCAUUGGCAGUGCACUGUCAUGACACUUAUGGACAGGCUCUGGCUAACAUUCUGGUGGCUUUACAGAUGGGAGUUUGUGUUGUAGAUUCUUCAGUAGCUGGACUUGGUGGGUGUCCCUAUGCCCAAGGUGCAUCGGGAAAUGUUGCUACAGAAGAUGUUGUCUACAUGCUCCACGGUCUUGGCAUCUGGACAGGAGUGAACAUGUCUAAGCUGAUGGAUGCUGGAGUUUUCAUCUGUCGUACCCUGAACAGAAAGUCUAAUUCUAAAGUCGCUCAAGCCACCUGUAAAUUGUAGGUUUGACAGCAAAGCACUGGACAAUGGACAGACUGAAGUGCACCAAAUGCACAAACCUGAACACAAAUGUUGAAUAAUUUUUUUGUGUGAUUACUGUAUGAUGGGAAAGCUGGAAGAGUGCCUUAUUGUCAUCCUGAUUCUCUACACUAUUCUGCAACUGGACAUAUUUUGGCCUAAUAAUAACUUUGUGUUUAUUAUCAGCAUUAAAGAUAAAAAAUAACCCCCUGGCAUCCUAGGGAUAGCACACU
Messenger RNA from Periophthalmus magnuspinnatus, 1284 nucleotides. RefSeq names its product 3-hydroxy-3-methylglutaryl-CoA lyase (gene hmgcl). Lineage: Eukaryota; Metazoa; Chordata; Actinopteri; Gobiiformes; Gobiidae. Gene Ontology annotation, biological process: ketone body biosynthetic process; L-leucine catabolic process. The record is from RefSeq and is a predicted model, not a curated record. The coding region runs from base 20 to 1036 and encodes 338 amino acids. The transcript has 9 exons. Gene Ontology annotation, molecular function: hydroxymethylglutaryl-CoA lyase activity.